Messenger RNA from Staurois parvus, 1199 nucleotides. The record is from the annotation of a GenBank genome assembly. NCBI's taxonomy places the organism in Eukaryota, Metazoa, Chordata, Amphibia, Anura, Ranidae.
AUGUCUGAGUUACCUAAAAGAGCGCGAAGGCCCAUAGCCGCCCCCAAGCUGGAAUGUCGUUCUUGAGCGGGAUGUCAGAAACAGAAGACGACUCUCAAGAGGAUGAGGAAGAAUGGAUGCCGGAGGCAAAGGCCCCUCCAGCCAAAAGACAAGCAAGGAAACCUAAAGAGCCCACUAAGAAACCUGCAGCAAAAGCAAAGACUGCGGCUGCUCCCAAACCACGGAAGCCUGCUGCCAAACGAACCAGCAAAACAUCCAUCCCUGUUACAGAAGAAAGUGGAAUAACAUCUGAGAAUAAAGACAGCGAUGCAUCAACUUUUCAGGAGAUAACAGUUAAACAAGAGAGAAAGUCAAUAUCUGUUGAGCAGACCAUCAAGAAGGAAAAGCCAAAGAAAAGAAAAAUGGCAACGGAAACGUCUAAAGCAAAGCCAAUUAAGGUGAAGGCAGAGAGGAAGAGUCUUAGCGUUGAUGAAUUCCCCUCUACCAGCAGCAAGGAUACGAAUUUAAAUUUGAAGAAUGAGAGAAGAUCCACAGAGGAGGAAGAACCUCCAGAUGACUUCACAUUUGGUCCACCUACAAAAAAACUCAAGACAUCAGACGCUGCAGGGAAGCCGGUGAAAUAUAAGAGCUCCAGCUCAGGCCAUGAGGGAACGGAGAUGAACUGGGACAUUGUUGAGGUUCUGGCAGAGCGCACCAAUGUAGAGCCCUGGGUUUGUGCUAACAUUAUUAAGCUGUUCCAGGAUGAGAACACCAUUCCAUUUAUUGCCCGUUAUAGAAAAGAACUUAUCAACAAUCUCGAUGCCGAUACACUGCGAGAAGUACAGCAAAGCUUGGAGGAAUUGCGGUCUGUAGCCAGAAAAGCCCACUCGCUGAUGGAGAAGCUGAGGAAAGAAGGAAAGCUGAACCCUGGCCUACACAAUGAGAUGCUAAACUGCAGGACCUUGGAUGAAAUUGAGCACGUGUAUGCACCAUUCAAAACUGGAAGCAAAGGAACCAAAGCACAGAGAGCCAGACAGCUUGGACUGGAGCCUGCCGCCAAAGCUCUAAUCGAGACUCCCCAGCAACUCAACCUGCAUAUGUUCAUAAAGGAGGACACAGAAGGACUUUCAAUACUUCGAGAAAUUGAGGUGGGAGUGCAGCACAUUCUGGCAGACAUGAUUGCGAAAGACAAAGACACACUGGAUUCCAUUCGAAACCUG